UUGAUUUUGUUCUUUUAAAUUCGUGUGGAAUAUUUUAAAAUUCAAGAAAAUAUUAUUGUGUAAAAAAUGUCGGAAUUCGGUGAUGUUAUUCUAAAUUCUGGUGAUGUGAACCAAGUCAUUGCUGAUCUGAUUGGACGUUUUGUAAUGGAUUUGUAUCAUUCUUGCUUGAUUUCAAAGGAAAGUGGCUGGGUAAUUGAAAAACGCAUUGCACGUUCUAGAUUUCAGAGUUUUAUUAAGAAUAAAGAAAAUGCUGCGAUAAGCGAAACAUACAAAUUGCAAUAUACAAACGGCUAUGGUUAUAAUGAACUUGAUAAGGAAACUAUAGUGCAUCCAAAUGGUUAUGAAUGUUUAAACAAUAACAUUUUUGGCAAAAGUUUUUAA
Molecule: messenger RNA, 381 nt
Organism: Teleopsis dalmanni
Lineage: Eukaryota; Metazoa; Arthropoda; Insecta; Diptera; Diopsidae
Exons: 3
Coding region: 67-381 (104 amino acids)
Source: RefSeq, a predicted model, not a curated record